GCAGAUAGUACUAUGGCGGUAAAUUAUUGGGCGUUGUUCUUAACACCUGUUGCUUUUUCUUGGUUUUAUAAUUUGAAUCAGUUCUUGAUUUAAAGUUAAAGCAAGUUCAAGAGUAUUUAUACGCUCUAACUUAAAUCAUGAUACAGUGAGACAUCAGCAAUGGGUAAAAGUGAAGAAAGAAACGGAAGUACAAUUCGAGCAGGAGAAUCAACUUUUCUUACAAAAACAUCAAGCGAAGCUAGUAAAAUGUUAGAAGCUGCUUUAUUACAAAUGGAUGAUAUCAUUUCUGGGACUUGCACUGAAAGCAAUAAUGAAGGAAAUACAGAAUGGAAGGAUUCUGUUAAAGAAGCUACAAGAAAUCUUAUGACAGCAAUUAAAAGUUCUCCAAGUCCUCCUUCUCCUCCGGAUACUACCACCAUUGAAAUUUUACUGCAGUGGAUGCAACCGUUCCAUAUUAAAUUAAAAAAGAAAUAUAAACAUUUUUUUAUAAACUGUAGGCAAAAACAAAUGUUAUUUAUUUUACCAGGUUAUAUAGAUAUGAAGAUUCUUGAAUAUCUAGGAUUUAUUAUGGAUGAAGAAACGAAAGAACGUGCAAGAGGUUCAGAUACGUCAGAAACCAUAUCAAGAACAAAACAGUGGAAUGAUAGAUGGACACAUUCAGAAGGCUAUGAUUCUUCAGAAACAUCAAAUUCUGAACCAGAAGAAGAUGAAUUUACAAAUAUUGGCUUUUUUGAACACAAAGUAGAUGAAUCUGGCAACUGUUUCUGCCAGAGUUGUCCAUUAGGUUAUGCUAAAAUGGUUGCUCUAAAGGGAAGUGUGUCUAAUCUUUAUGAAUCCACAAACUUAACACACAUUGGGACCUUAUCACCAUUGUGUUCUGCAGCAUACAAUAUCAGCCCUUGUUUGAAAAAGCACAAUUGUCAAGAAGAUAAAGGGUAUAAAAGAAAUCGAAGCAAUCAAUCUUUUGAACUAGGAAAAAAGCGAAGAUAUAGAAAUAGAAUAGAACAUGAACAAAGAACUAGGUCACAAACAGAUCUUUUUUUAAGAAGAAGGGAAUCUCCUUAUUGUUGCUCUCUGCAAUAUUUUCAAGAUACUCAAAAGUGGAAUGAGUGUCAGGCAAAGACUGAGGAACGUUUGAGAAAAUUGGAAAAUGAACGGGGAGCACUACGUAUGGAAGUAUCAGUUUUAUCAGAGCAGGUGGAUGCACAAUCCAAUAAAAUUCAAGAGUUGGAAAAUAUGCUUAGAGAGAAGAAAGAUUCUCUCAGAAGAAUGGAGGAGAGAUUGCAGAAAGAAGUACUUUCAAGAAGUGCUUUGGAAACGCAAAAAUUAGAGCUUGUAAGUUCCUUAUCAGAAAUGAAGCUUAGAGAAGCAAGUUUAGAACAUGAAAAUCUUGCACUUCGUAGUACCAGUCCUGUAUCAAAUGGAGAAAAAUUUGGAAGGCAUACCAGCCAAUAUAGUAGUCUUCCUAGGCCACCAAGUUCAUCAAAGAAAGGCGUAGUGUUCGGUAAGGUACCCAGUUUAGUUUCUGGAGCACACACAACAGUGCCAUUGGCCGUUAAAGGACCCUCCGCGAGGUGCCUGUCUGCGCCUACUCUAGCUGAAGAAGAAAAAACAAUUAUAGAAGAUUCAAAUUCUCGAAUAGAAUCAGUUGCACAAAAAUCUUUAAUAGAACUCUCAAUGGAAGAAAUUGGGGAUUGGCUUACAAAUCUAGGAUUAGAAUGUUAUGCGGGUGAAUUGAGACGAUGGGGUGCUACUGGAUCGAAAUUAUUUGAAUGUUCACAACAACAAUUAGAAAAAGAAUUAGAAAUUAAAAAUAUUCUUCACAGGAAGAAAUUAUUGUAUGCAAUAGAGUCAGAAAGAUUUGGUGGAGCUGAAUUUCUUGGAUCAGAUAAGAUGGAUAAUGCGGCAGUUCUGCGGUGGCUUGAUGACAUUGGUUUACCACAACAUAAAGAAGCUUUUCAAAAUGGUAAAGUUGAUGGAAGAAUGUUACACCGACUUACCACUGAAGACCUUCUAAAUCUUGGAGUUACUGCACAAUUACAUGCUGCAAGUCUUAGACGAGGAAUUCAAGUUCCAACGAAACGCAUGCUACAAAUUAAGGACCCAUAUACUAUGUGUCCAAUACUAGUAAGAUCAACAAACGGGAAUGGAGCAGAUGGUGGUAAUAUUCGUCUCUGGACAAACCAUCGAGUAAUGGAAUGGCUUAGAGUAGUUGAUUUAGCGGAAUAUGCUCCAAAUAUGAGAGGAUCUGGAGUACAUGGAGGCUUAAUGGUGUACGAAGGCAGAUUUACUUCCGAACUGUUAGCCACAUUACUUAGUAUUUCCCCUGGAAAAACUCUUCUCCGUAGACAUUUAACUACACAUUUUAAUCAAAUUCUUGGGAGGGAAGUUGUACAAAGGAAAAGAGAGAUUGAGAGUACCCUUGGGUUCGUUCCACUUACGCUUACUGCUCGUCUGAAGGUACCAAAGAAAUCUCAGUUUACAUUAAAGCGCAAGAAAAGCAAGAAUGAAGCAGAUUAUGGUAAUUUGGUUUGUCCUCUGGAAACUUCACCACCAGGUACUCCAUCAACACCCACUUCAACUCCAGGCAGCCCUAACUUGAAUUCACCUACAUUCUAACAAUAAUCACAGAUCACAGUUUCAUCCAAGGGAUAGCAGUCAGAAGAGAGUAAUUGGAUGCAUCUGAACAAUUUCCAGAACCAAAUUGUAACAAAGAAAAACACCAUA
Habropoda laboriosa is the source of this 2727-nucleotide messenger RNA. It is a transcript of the gene Liprin-beta, whose product is annotated as liprin-beta-1. The transcript is spliced from 17 exons. Gene Ontology annotation, biological process: neuromuscular junction development. The record is from RefSeq and is a predicted model, not a curated record. NCBI's taxonomy places the organism in Eukaryota, Metazoa, Arthropoda, Insecta, Hymenoptera, Apidae. Gene Ontology annotation, molecular function: protein binding. Gene Ontology annotation, cellular component: presynaptic active zone. Bases 160 to 2619 code for a protein of 819 amino acids.